UCGAUACACCCCACACUCGUGUAUAGUUCUCAGCCAGAAUUGUGAUUCAACAAGUAAACUACAAUUCCAUAAAUAAGCUGAAAGUGGAGCUAAAAUUAAGAGCAAAGGACAGAAUCGAUUCGUCUGAUCCAAAAAAUGAAGUUGGGAAUGGCGAGAGGGGAAGUCUGUCUAAGGUUAUCGGUAAUACUGUUUUUGGUAUUAACUACAUGCUUGGUUGCUUUUGAUACUCAAACAAAGGUUGUGUUCUUGGGUAUUCAGAAGAAGGCUACCUACAAUGAUUUGGAUGCUCUCAGGAUGUUGGUGUAUGUUACGUCUGCUGCUGCAGGUUAUAACCUGCUUCAGUUAUGCAAACACUCAACUUGCUCCAGAGGAAACUUGAAAGGGUCUGAUAUGUGCGUGGCUUGGAUUUCUUUAUUCUUGGAUCAGAUUGCGGCUUACAUUACAUUUGGGACAAACACGGCAUCGGUUGGAGCAUCGAUGAUAGCAGUGAAAGGGUCAGAAGCGUUUCAAUGGUUGAAGGUAUGUGACAAAUUCACGAGAUUCUGCAUCCAAAUAGGAGGAGCGUUCCUUUGCGGCUAUGUAGCGUCCAUCUUAAUGGCUCUCAUAUCCACCAUCUCAGCCUACAGAGUCUUCAGGAUGUAUUCUCCAAAAUGGUUUCUGCGUUUGAAGAGCACGUGAUCACUGUUAUUGUUAUUGUCAGUAUCUUUCAAUCGCUUUGGGAAGUUUUCAGCCUGAAGAAAAAUAUAUAUGACCAAACUUUGUGAAGAAAAUCUCGUGCAAUUUGGUGCCAGAUGCUCUUAGGUUGGUGUAUUCUCCUUCUCUUUCAACAGUUAAAGAUGAUAAGUGGCGUUUAAACUUUUGUCAAUUCCAUAAAAUUAUUUUUUCUUUA
This is a messenger RNA of Vigna angularis (adzuki bean), 889 nucleotides long. RefSeq names its product CASP-like protein 2C1. Lineage: Eukaryota; Viridiplantae; Streptophyta; Magnoliopsida; Fabales; Fabaceae. The record is from RefSeq and is a predicted model, not a curated record. The transcript is spliced from 3 exons. The coding region runs from base 136 to 678 and encodes 180 amino acids.